Diversispora eburnea is the source of this 1659-nucleotide messenger RNA. NCBI's taxonomy places the organism in Eukaryota, Fungi, Glomeromycota, Glomeromycetes, Diversisporales, Diversisporaceae. The record is from the annotation of a GenBank genome assembly.
AUGGAUGUAAGUGUAUUUAAAAGUUCACACUAUAUAACACAUAUGAGAUUAUAUGAGGUAGACUAUAAAGCUCAAGGGAAUAAAGCCUUCGCCGCACAAGAAUACGAUAAAGCCAUAGAACUCUUCACAAAAGCAAUAGAAUUAGACCCUACGAAUCAUAUACUUUACUCGAACAGAUCAGCGUCUUAUGCGUCUUUGAAAGAAUAUAACAAAGCCUUGGAAGAUGCAAAUAAGACUGUUGAAUUAAAUAAAACUUGGGCAAAGGGUUAUAAUAGGAAAGGUACGGCUCUCUAUCGUUUAGGCAAAAUCGAAGACGCUCGCGAGGCUUAUAAAGAAGGUCUUAAAUAUGAACCCGAUAAUGCUCAGCUUAAAAAGGCACUUGAAGAUAUUGAUGCGAGCGAUGAUAGUUUCGGAAAGAUAUUCCCCGAUGAUAUGUUAGUCAAAAUUGCUAUGAAUCCUAAAUUAAAACCUUACCUUGAUGACUCGGAUUUCGAUAAUCGCAUAAAAGAAGUGUUUAUGUUCAUGUUGACUGGUAAUACGAAUUUCGGGUCCGAGCAAAAUGACUCAUCAGAGAAUGAGAAUAAGUCAAACCCUGAACCGGAACCUGCACCAAAAACAAGAGAAGUUCCUGAAGUUCCUGAGCCGGAACCCGUUGAAAAGUCCGAAGAGGAAAUCAAAAAAGAAAACGCAGUAAAAGAAAAAGAUCUUGGUAACGUCGCUUAUAAAAAACGACAAUUCGAAGAAGCACUCCAACAUUAUGAUAAAGCUUGGGAAUUGGACCCGACAAACAUUACUAUCUUAAAUAAUAAGGCUGCUGUGUUAUUUGAGCAAGAGAAAUAUGAGGAAUGCAUUAAAACUUGUAAUGAGGCCAUUGAUGUUGGUCGAGAAUGUCGCGCAGAUUUUAAAUUAAUCGCCAGAGCGCUAGGAAGAAUUGGAAAUGCGUACGUCAAGCUCGGUAAAAUCGAUGAUGCCAUUAAAUAUUAUAAUAAAUCAUUGACAGAACACCGAACUGCUGAUAUACUUACCAAAUUAAAUGAGACCAUAAAGUUAAAAGCUAAAGUUGAAAAAGAAGCUUAUUACAAUCCCGAGCUUGCUGACAAGGCUCGUGAAGAAGGCAACGAACUUUUCAAGAAAAGUGACUUUUCUGGUGCCGUCCAGAAAUAUACAGAAGCGAUUAAACGUAAUGAUAAAGAACCAAAAUCUUAUAGUAAUCGAGCUGCUUGCUAUACUAAAUUAAUGGCAUUCCAAGAAGCGUUGAAAGAUUGCGAAAUUUGCAUUAGUCUUGAUCCUACCUUCGUAAAAGCAUAUCUUCGUAAGGCCGCAGUGGAGUUCUUAAAAAAAGAAUAUUCAAAUUGCUUAACAACAUGUGAAAUAGCUUUGAAACAUGAUGAUGGCAAACAUGCUUCAGAAAUCAAUGCACAGAUUAUGAAAUGUCGUCAAGCAAUGUAUUCAGGUCAAGAUACACAAUCGCAAGAAGAAAUACUUCGUAAGGCCUCUAGCGAUCCAGAAAUUAUGAAAAUUUUGCAAGAUCCCGUGAUGCAACAAAUUUUGCAACAAAGCCAAGAAGAUCCGCGAGCACUCAUGGAACACCUCAAAAAUCCUGUCGUCGCGUCUAACAUUCAAAAAUUAAUGAAUGCUGGUAUAUUGAGGACCGCUUGA